CAAAAUUUGAUCAACGACAACAACUGAGUAUAUUUUACUAGUAUAAGUAAACUCAUUUUCUAACAUUACAACAAAACGUUUAAGAGUUUGGUUUUAUCAUGAAUAUUUCAUUAAAUGCAUCUUUAUUAUAAUUUUAUCUUUGGUUCAACAAAACAGGGACGUUAUGGCGAGCAGACCAUAAAGUGGAACAACACUGACACACUAUAUUAAUGAAAUUUUGACACAGAAGAUUUCAUUUUUAAUAACAAUGGGGAUUAUGUACGAAAAAAGACCUUUGAAACGGCCUCGGCUGGGGCCUCCUGAUGUUUAUCCACAAGAACCACGACAGAAGGAAGAUGAACUUACCUCAGCCAAUGUAAAACACGGAUUUACAACAACCCCUCAAUCUAGUGAUGAAUUUGGUACUGCUAGAAACUUCAACUAUUCCGCAUCAAAGAUUGGACAAUUCUUUUCUGGAAUAUUGUCCAAGAAGGAAGAACUUAACACUCUACCUGACUGUGGAAGAAAGAGACAGCAGGUUAACCCCAAGGACAACUUUUGGCCAGCCACAGCUCGUACUAAACCGCAGAUUGAAGCAUGGUUCAAAGAUUUAGCUGGUAACAAACCUCUAUCACAACUUGCAAAGAAGGCACCCAAUUUUAACAAAAAGGAAGAAAUAUUUAUAACAUUAACUGAGUAUCAAGUUGCCAUGCCAAGAGCUGCUUGGUUCAUCAAGCUCAGCUCAGCAUACACUGUUGCAGUGUCCGAGGCUAAAAUCAAAAAGAGACAACUUCCUGAUCCAACCACCGAAUGGACUACAACCCUGAUUAAGUUCCUAAAAGAUCAAAUAUUAAAGUUAGCAGAACAUUACCAAAGUGCUGUACCUGGCAGCGUAUCUGAUAAGACCCCUCCGUCACAAUCAGGUCAAGGCACGCCUAGUCACAGCUGUUUAGGAAAUCCACCGGGAGGGUCCACACCAAAUAGUUCAAUGGUACCAAAUUCCAUGCACUCACCAGGUAACCUAAGUGGUCUAGGCUCUUCCACUCCAAAUGCCAAUGAAAAUACUGAUUGGCGUCAAGCAUUACGGCAGUGGAAUUACUGCUGCCGCCUGGCUCGCUAUCUUCUUGAUGAGGGUCUAUUGGAUAGACAUGAUUUCCUGACUUGGAUCAUCGAAUUACUCGAUAAAAGGGCUCCUGAUGAUGGACUUCUAAGGUUAUUCCUGCCUCUAGCAUUGCAACAUAUAAGUGAGUUUGUGUGUUGUGAGGGUCUUUCGCGUCGGUUGGCGACGUCGUGUGCAAAAAAAGCAGCAGCUAUUUGUUCCGUGUUGUCGGAUACUACACUGCGGGCUCUUAACCAACCUGCUGUAUUCAAUAAGACCGCAGAGAAAAGUGAAACCACCGGUGCGCCCUUAUCACCGACGGCUGAGGCGAAUGGCGAUGUGAAACCAAAUGUCUCCCAGAUAAAGCGUUCUGUGACCCCAGCGGAUCAGAACCAAGGAACACCUAAUCCAAAUCAUUCUUUGGGAACUCCAAAUCCUAACCAUUCCCUAGGGACCCCUAAUCCGUUGGGCACCCCAAACCCUCAACAGCCAAUGGAUGUCCAAGUGAAGGAAGAAGCUAGUUCACCGCCGAGGGACACUAAGGCGACCUUAACAGCGGUCAUAGCAGCUGCAUUGAACCCCGUACAAGUUGGCUUUGGGGAGAUACUGAAUUGUGCCUACCACAGGGAUGUCAUCAUACAGUUGGCCACAAUUCUUCAGAUAAUCUGCAUUGAGUGCCCAACAGCGCUAGUGUGGUCUGGUUGUGGGUCGUCACUCCAGGGCUCUCCGUUGGAUCUGCUGCCACUGCCGCCCUCCGCCCUGCCCAUGCCGCAGAUGGACUCCACGCUAUCGCAAGAGCAUCGGCGGAUGGCUUAUGAAUCUGAGCAAGAAAUCGCUGCAAGAAGCAAGAAAGCGGAGAGUAAAUGGUGUACUGAUAAAUGGCAAACCAGCUCUCAAGCCCGGGUGUUGGCAGUGCUAGAGGCUCUGGACAGGCACUGUUUCGACCGUGUCGACCCCAAUAAUAACUUGGACACGUUGUACAAAGAAGUAUUUGCAAACUGCACUCCAACCAACAAGGAAGGAACUCUUGACCCUAAAGAUCCUGAAUAUGCGUGUUCGUACGCGGUGGUGCGUGUUCUGUGCGAGUGGGCGGUGUGCGGCGCGAGGUGGGGGGAGCACCGGGCGAUGGCGGCAGCGGCCUUGCUGGACCGACGACAGCACCAUCACCACCACGACCACCAAGGUUCCGAUGACAAGGAGUCUGUUGGUUCUGGGACUGGAAUUUAUAAUGGACCACCGAUAUUCCAGAAUUUACUACUUCGUUUCUUGGAUAACGACGCGCCCGUCUUAGAUGAAAGUCCAAACGCGCCGCCAGGGAAUAGACAGCAGUUCGCGAAUUUGGUACAUCUAUUCGGUGAACUGAUAAGGCGGGAUGUGUUCUCACACGAUGCUUACAUGUGCACGCUUAUUUCUAGAGGAGACCUAAUAUCUCCUACGGAACCAACAUCAACGGGUGGAACACAUACAGUGGCGCCGCCAGCGAACAGUACCGGAACUAAUCAUAACAUAGACGAAGACAUAUUUGCUGGUAUAGACCUCAAGCCUAAGAUGGAGGAGAAUGUUCGAAUGGACUUGGACGACUCCAAAAUAGACGAUGACCUUGACAAGCUUCUCCAGCACAUAAAGGAAGAUCAGCAGAACUCAAUGGACGCCCCCGACAGUCCAAAGGAUCCCGGGGAACCCACACAUGGAGUCAAUUCACCAAUGAUGGGAGCGAGCGGGAUCGGUAUUCCUGGAAUGCAAUCCAUUGGAAUGGGUCCAAUGUCUGUGCCAGGUGUUCGCGGGGCUUCGUUGUCCCGACACUAUCACUACACGACUCACUUUCCCUUGCCGCCCGCGGAGCCUGAACACACGCCGCACGACGCUAACCAAAGACACAUUUUGCUCUACGGAGUUGGACGGCAGAGGGAUGACGCUAAGCACGCCGUCAAGAAAGUGACCAAAGAAAUUUGCAAAUUAUUCUCCAAGAAGUUCUCCAUUGACGUAGCCGAGGGUGGUAAAAUAAAGAAGCAUUCGAGAAGCGAAUUCAACUUCGAGGCUGUUACUCAGAAGUUUCAAGCGAUGUCGAUGUAUGAACAAGGUGCUGUCUCAUGGGCCGUUGGUGGCGCGGUGUGCGAGGCGCUGGCGGCGUACGCGGCCGGUGCUACCACCUACUUGCCACAACCGGAACACGUGGCCUUCGCCCUUGACCUCAUGGAGAUAGCGCUCAAUGUUCACGGACUCAUUGAGACAUGUAUACAAAUACUCAAGGAGCUGUCUGAAGUUGAGGCCGCUCUGAUAACUCGUGGGGCUCCCAGCAGCGGGUUAGCCGCUCCCCGUGCUUACACGUCCGCGUUAGCACUAUAUACCGUCGGAGCCCUAAGGAGAUACCAUUCCUGUCUCUUGUUAUGUGUGGAACAAACGUCAGCUGUGUUCGAGCAGCUGUGCCGCCUUGUCAAGUGUGUGGUCAACCCUGGCGACUGUGGUUCCGCCGAGAGAUGCGUCCUCGCUCAGCUCCACGAUUUGUACAAAGCCGCAGCUCAUCUGUUCCACGCACCACACGCUGAUACUUUUGCGAACGCGUAUCCUAAAAUAAAACAAGCUCUCUACUCACCUCUGACUCCAACGCCAUCCAACUAUCAGUACAAUCCCCAGUUUCUCAGCGAGUUCUUCACUAAUCCCCGUAAAGGUAAAAUAGAGAUUGCAUGGGCGCGGCAGGUGGCGGAGUCCCCGGCGAACAGAUACAGCUUUGUUUGUUCCGCCAUGUUGGCUGUGUGCCGUGAAGUUGAUAACGAUCGCGUGAACGAGCUCGGCGUUGUAUGCGCGGAGAUGACAGCGUGGUGUAGCAGUCUGGCGGCGGAGUGGCUGGGAGCGCUGGUGGCGCUGUGCGGGGCGCAACAUUACCCUCAGCACGCCGCACCGCCACCACUCUAUCCUGACCUGCUGCAUCAUCGGGACCUGCACGACGCUGCCGCACACGACGCACUCGCAGUCUUCACUUGCAUACUAGUCGCUCGUCACUGUUUCUCGCUGGAGGACUUCGUCCGUCACGCAGCUCUACCGUCGUUGGUGAAGGCAUGUGGGGGCGGCGGGCCGCUGCCACCCAACGCGCCCUCACCAGACGCCGGCGCGAGGCUCACCUGCCACCUACUGCUGAGGCUCUUCAAAACAGUCGACACUCCGCAACCAGGACUGUACAGCGUGUCCACAUCCCCCGGUCCUGUAGGUACUGGUGCUGGCGUGCGACUGUCGUGCGACAGACACCUGCUCGCCGCCGCACACAAGAACAUCGGCGUGGGACCAGUCCUAGCCACACUUAAAGCCAUACUAAUGGUGGGUGAUUCAACAGCCCGGGAUGGGAUGAAACUCAGUGGAAAGAAAUCCAGUGAACUGUCUCACAUACUAGGGACCAGCGACACCGUACCCACGGACGCACAACUUGAUCUCAUGUCGAUGGUAGAUACAGAGAUGAGUGGGGGCCAUAGAACUCCUAGAGGCAGUGGUGGUGUUGGUUCCACUCUCCUGGAUUCGUCUCAAUCGUUAUCGUCCCUGGCGAGGAGAGUCCUCGCUGAAAUAUGCUCCGAGGAGUGGGUCUUGCAGAAAUGUCUCCAGAAUCCAGAUGAACUUUACCAACCCGAUAUGCUACUAGACUCAAUGCUGACCCCACGGCAGGCGCAAAGGUUGCUUCAUAUGAUAUGUUAUCCAGAUUCAGCGAGCCACACACAUCCUGACCUUGAUCAGAAAACUAUGAUAACGAGGCUUCUAGAGAACCUGGAGCAGUGGUCGCUUCGAAUGUCGUGGCUGGACUUACAGCUGAUGUUCAAGCAGUUCCCUAGCGGCUCGUCGGAGUUGAACGCCUGGCUAGACACCGUGUCACGAGCUGUGAUCAACGUGUUCCAGCAGCCAGCACCUCCACCACCAGACAAAGACAGGAUGGGAACCGAGAGAGGCGUGGUGAGCACCAGCAAGUGGUCGGAGUCGGUGUGGCUGGUGGCGCCUCUGGUGGCCAAACUGCCAGCUGCGGUUCAAGGACGCGUUCUCAAACAAGCUGGACAGAUCUUGGAAAGCGGCUGGGGCGCUGGAUGCAGUGGCAGCUGCUCGAGCGGCGGGGGGAGCGGCGGCGGCUCGCACAGAGACUGCAAGAGUCAUCAGAGCCCUAGCUACAAAGGGUCAGCGGGGGCGGGGGGAGGUGGUAAGAGGGGGGUGGGGGUGUCCGCGGGGUGCUCUUGCGGCUCGCCCGCGGUCAGACUUGCCAAUGAACCGCUCCUGUCACUCGUCCUCACCUGUCUCAGGAACCAGGACGAUCAGAAGGAGAGUCUGUUGAGUUCGAUUCACGCUCAGUUGUCCCACUACCUGACACACGCUCGGGACCACGACCGUAGCGCCUGCGGUCUGUCAGGCGACUGGCACGACGAGGCGGCCCCGGACGCUCUCCAGCUGAGGUUCUCGCUGGCCGGCGGGAUGUUUGACGCCAUCAGACGCUCCUACCAGCUGACGGCGGACUGGGCGCUGCUGUUGACGCAGCUGGUCGCGCACCAACUCAUAGACGCUUACAAUAAUAGUCUGUGUCACAGCAACUUGUUCACCACAUUGAUCGACAUGCUUGCAACCUUGAUACACUCGACGCUAGCUGAAGGUGGCGAUGACAACAACAGGAAGCACUAUCAGAAUCUCAUGAAGAAGCUCAAGAAGGAGAUAGGAGACCGCCACGGACCCAGCAUCCAGGCCGUCAGACAGCUGCUGCCGCUGUCCAAGAAUACUAUCAUAGAGGUGAUCGCGUGCGAACCGCUAGGCUGUCUCAUGGACCAGAAGGGCAACAAAAUAACCGGCUUCGACAGCGAUAAGAAACAAGGUCUCCGUCUAACGGACAAGCAGCGAGUAUCGAGCUGGGAGCUGGUGGAAGGCGGUCGGAAUCCCGCGCCCUUGUCGUGGGCCUGGUUCGCAGCCACCAAAAUAGAAAGGAAGCCGCUCACAUACGAGAACGCGCACAGGUUAUUAAAAUACCACACACACAGUCUCGUAAAACCUUUAAGUCAUUACUUGGAACCCUUGCCGCUGCCUCCCGAAGACUUGGAUAACAAUGACAAUAAGCAGGAUAACGGAAGCCUGGAUUCAAGUCCAACUGGUUCAGGAAAGGGACGGAAGAUGUCGUGCAAGAUGAGUAACAAAAUAAGUAAAAAGCCAAAACCAACGACUCCGACGAACGGCGGCACGCCGACGGGGCCGGGCGUUCCGGGCGCGGCGGGCGCUCAACAACCGCAGUUUAUACAACAACAGCAAUGGUUCCCGCCGCCCACUCAGGGAUACUAUAACCCGCCAGCGGGCGUGAACCCUCGCGGAGUAGCUCCCCCCUCCAACACACAGUCGAAGCAGGCUCUCAGCAAUAUGCUGCGGCAGAGGGUACCCUACCAGCAGAUGACACAGAUGCAGCAGAGCGGAGGAUACGGAGGUGCCCCCCACCCCCGCGGCCCCUUCCCCCGACAAGGCAUGAGACAGAUGCAGCCCGGCCAGAUGGCACAGAUGCAGCCCAAUCAAAUGAACCCCAUGGCUGGUAUGGGUAGCAUGGGGCCGAUGAAUCAAAUGGGAAACGUCCAAAUGGGUCCAGGACAAAUGAGCGCCGCGCAAAUGGGUGGUGGACAGAUGGGUGGGAACCAGAUGAGCGGCGGACAAAUGGGCAGCGGGCAAAUGGGUGGAGGACAAAUGGGAGGAAUGAGCGGGCAAAUGUUCGGUGGACAAUAUGGCGGAAUGCAACAAGGAUAUGGCUAUAGCCAGCAGAUGAUGCCGGGCAGCCAGCAGCAAAUGAUGAAUCAGGGUAUAAGUCAAGGAGGCCAAAUGUCGCAAAUGAGCCAACAGGUCAACCCGAUGGGACAGGGAGUUAACUCGAUCGGACAAUCCGUUGGUCAAAUUAACCAAGGAGUCGGACAAUCUCAACAAAUACCACAAGGUAUGGGCCAAAUGAGCCAAGGCAUGGGACAAAUGGGCCAAGCGAUGGGCCAAAUUGGACAAAUGGGACAAGGUGGUGGCAUGGGAAAUAUGAACAGCCAAGCAGCACCAAUGGGACCGCAGGGAGGAAACUCCAUGGGCGGUUUCCCAGGACAGCAAUCAUUCCAACAGAACAUGAUGGGCAGACAGACAAGUCAAGAAGCGUAUUUGGCUCAACAAAGACAGAACGCGAGACCUCAGUAUAUGCAGCAAGCGCCGAAUGUAACGAUGGGUGGUAUGGGAGGUCCGGCGCCUCCAUACCCACGUCCUAUGGCACCAGCGCAGAGCGCGCAGUACCCACAGAUGCAGCAACGCAUGCGGCACCAGAUGCUCAUGCAGCAAGGGCCGCUAGUGCAGCACUUACAGCAACGGCAACAAUACCAGCAGCCCUACUAGACCUUAAUCCUUUUAUCUUCACUUAUAAUUAUUUACAAAUAGCUGUUAUAAUUUAUACAUCUAUUGAUAAUUUUAUAUUUAAUAUUUAUAUAUAUUUUUUAAUAAACAUCACAAUCAUCAAAGUAUACAUUACAAAUAUAUUAUACAAUAAAUAAAGUUGUUAUAGACAACCGUGAUUAGUUAUCUUUUUUUAUGACCAGACUUGCAGUAUAGAAUUGAAACUGUAAUUGAAUAAGAGGCAAUUUGAUGUAAAUUAAGAUAUACAAAGAGUACAAUUUUGUAAGACGUAUAGAAAUUGUAAAUAAAAUUAUAAAAAUAUAA
Molecule: messenger RNA, 7756 nt
Organism: Danaus plexippus (monarch butterfly)
Lineage: Eukaryota; Metazoa; Arthropoda; Insecta; Lepidoptera; Nymphalidae
Gene: kto
Product: mediator of RNA polymerase II transcription subunit 12
Exons: 48
Coding region: 248-7435 (2395 amino acids)
Biological process (GO): regulation of transcription by RNA polymerase II
Cellular component (GO): mediator complex
Molecular function (GO): transcription coactivator activity
Source: RefSeq, a predicted model, not a curated record